Fusarium musae is the source of this 198-nucleotide messenger RNA. RefSeq lists its product as uncharacterized. The coding region runs from base 1 to 198 and encodes 65 amino acids. NCBI's taxonomy places the organism in Eukaryota, Fungi, Ascomycota, Sordariomycetes, Hypocreales, Nectriaceae. The record is from RefSeq and is a predicted model, not a curated record. The transcript is spliced from 2 exons.
AUGUGGAGAGUCUUCGUUGGUAUUGAUCAUUCUCUGGUGGCCAACAAAUCUCUUAAGAGUCGUGCUCAAGCCAAGAACGACAUCAGCAAAGUUUCUGAGAUGCGUCGAAUUAUUCUGCAGAGCAACGGUAAGCGCGUGCAAAUUAUCAGAGGUAGGGCCUAUCCAGCUCAAGCUCUCAAGGCUGCUGAAUGGGGAUAA